Toxorhynchites rutilus septentrionalis is the source of this 761-nucleotide messenger RNA. Its product is annotated as GTPase activating protein homolog 4-like. Gene Ontology annotation, cellular component: extracellular matrix. NCBI's taxonomy places the organism in Eukaryota, Metazoa, Arthropoda, Insecta, Diptera, Culicidae. The transcript is spliced from 2 exons. The record is from RefSeq and is a predicted model, not a curated record. Bases 59 to 715 code for a protein of 218 amino acids.
CGAAAGCGGUUGGGCAAGUUUCAGCAAAUAGUGAUUUCUAGUCAAAAUUUCUCCCACGAUGAAGAUUAUCGUUGUGAUGGUAAUCGCCAUCGCAGGCAUCGUAUCUUCGUACCGUCAUGGAGAACGCGUGAGUCAAUAUAGUUACAAAACGGAUCAUGGUGUUGUUCCCUAUAAGGAACCUGAGGAAACUUCAACUCUUAAAAUUGCCGAGCAGAAGCCGGAGAAGGAAUUUGAAGCCAAACUGGCCGUGCUCAGUCAACUCUUGAAGAAAUACCAACAAACGAGAAAGACGCACGUGACAAUCGAAACGGAUGCUACCAAAGAAGCGAUAAAGGAUGAACCAAAAGAAGAGCUGAAGGACAAAGAAAAGGAAAAGGAGAAGGAAAAGGAAACCGAAAAGGAAAAAGAAAAAGAAAAGGAUGCCACAGUUCCCAGCUACGAAUAUGCCUAUGGAGUGAAGGAUUUCAAGACCGGUGAUCACAAGCUUCAGUGGGAGAAGCGGGUGGGAGGACAUGUGAUGGGUGUCUACAAGUUCGCUGAGUCCGACGGUACGCAGCGUGUGGUGGAGUAUAAAGCUGAUGAUAAGAAGGGAUUCGAGGCAAAAGUGAAAAAUGUUGCCGAUAAGAAUAGUGAAGAAGAUGAAACGAGCAAGAAAACUACAGUGCAUUCUCAGGUGGCUCACAGUUAUAGUUAUUUGAAGAAGUACAAUCGCUGAUAUUAGAGGUUAAAUACAGUUCAUUAACUGAUUGUCGAGUACUCCU